UCUAUCUUCUUGAAAGCUGGAACAAAAUUCCCUACCGCAACUUUCCAAAUGAAAAUAUUUUUUUAAAGCAAAAAAGUUUUUUUAUUACGUCAAAGUUUGAUGUUGGAACCUAAAAAGCAGGGUAAAAAAUUGACUGGAAAUGAAGACGGAUGAGACAAAUGAGGCUGGUCUCUCUCCUGUGAAUGCUCAAAUUCUUCCACUUCCCGUUUGUCCAUUCUUAGACAAAAUCCACGCUCUUGUAGAACUUAGAUCUCUUACCUCUUCUUCUGUCCUUUACGUUAUUCCAUUUUUGGUUUAAAACAUCCCAAAAAAAUUUUGAAAAAAAUAAAUAAGCCCCACUAAGAUAGUACAUGUUAUCCAUUCCUCCUUUUUUAGUGCUAGUAUAGUUCUUUUUCCAUAAAUAAGAGUCACCUACUCCUGUAAUGGCGGAGAUCUUAUACUUUCCUUUUUCAUGGUCCCUUAUUAUUAAAACCUCCCUUCUGCACCAAUGUCUACCUGCUUUUUCUUAGCUACUUCUUUGGUCUUCUUUUCUCUAUUUAUUUAUGUAUUCAUAUGUAUAAGAUAAACACAAAGUUCCAUGUACCCUUUUUACAGAUACCUUCAUACUUUGAGUGUCUGAAAGUCUUUACAAAACCAGAUCACCUUCUUCAGGUACUUUCCCGUUUCUUUUUUGGGUAUAAAAUUUUCUUUUUUUUUCCCUCAAUAUAAAUGGAACAAGGUUGCUGCUGCAGUGUAGUAUGUUUUAUGCUGAAUAUCUCCCAAAGUCAGGGUUUUGUUUCUUUUUAAUUUGUUGUGAAAGAUGAAGAAGGUAACCCCAGACAAAAUGUAUUGCAAGGUUUUCUUUCUUCCAAGAAGUUUCUUGUCAUCAGAUAAUUGCAGUAGAUCGUGAUGGCCAAAGAGUAUAGUGGAUCGCCUAAGCAUCAUCAGCUAGAAGCAAAGAGGAAGCGUCUCACUUGGAUACUAGGUGGUAGUGGCCUCUGCAUAUUGUUUUAUGUGUUGGGAGCUUGGCAGAAUUCUUUUAUUCCCACCACUCGAUCUGAUGUAUACACUAGAGUUCGUUGUGAUAAUAAUGUCACUACGUCAGACAGCGGCAAUGCUGUAGUUAAUCCAUCAACAACCAACUUGGACUUUGCAAGUCAUCAUCAAGUUGAGCUAGACGGUUCUAAAACAGUCAGUCAGUUCCCACCAUGUGAUAUGUCAUUCAGCGAGUACACUCCCUGCCAAGAUAAAGUGAGGGGAAGGAAAUUUGAUCGUGACAUGAUGAAAUAUAGAGAGCGGCAUUGUCCCACGAAGGAAGAACUCCUCCUCUGCCUUGUACCUGCUCCACCAAAAUAUAAGACCCCUUUCAAAUGGCCUCAAAGCCGAGAUUAUGCCUGGUACGACAAUAUCCCUCACAGAGAACUCAGCAUUGAGAAGGCAAUUCAGAAUUGGAUUCAAGUAGAGGGUGAUCGUUUCAGAUUCCCUGGGGGAGGCACCAUGUUCCCUCGGGGAGCUGAUGCAUAUAUUGAUGACAUUGGCCAGCUCAUUCCCCUUACUGAUGGAACCAUCAGAACAGCAAUUGAUACUGGCUGUGGGGUUGCAAGUUUCGGUGCUUACCUGUUGAAGAGGAAUGUCUUGACAAUGUCUUUUGCUCCUAGAGAUACACACGAAGCACAGGUUCAGUUUGCUCUGGAACGUGGAGUUCCUGCAAUGAUUGGAAUCAUGGGUUCACAGAGGCUUCCUUACCCGGCAAGGGCUUUUGACUUGGCUCAUUGUUCUCGCUGUUUGAUCCCUUGGCAAAAGUAUGAUGGUUUGUAUCUUGCCGAAGUGGAUCGGAUUCUAAGGCCUGGAGGUUAUUGGGUUCUCUCUGGUCCUCCUAUUCACUGGAAGAAAUACUGGAGAGGUUGGGAAAGGACCCAGGAGGACUUAAAACAAGAGCAAGAUGCUAUUGAAGAUGUUGCCCAACGACUAUGCUGGAAGAAAGUGAUUGAACAGAAUGAUCUAUCAGUUUGGCAAAAGCCCAUCAACCACAUUGAGUGUAUUAAAAGUAAGGUCUUUAAAACACCGCAUAUUUGCAAGUCAGACGAUCCAGACACAGCUUGGUACAGAAAUUUGGAAGCUUGCAUAACCCCACUUCCAGAAGUAAGCAGCUCAGAUGAUGUUGCUGGUGGCACAAUAAAAAAAUGGCCGGACCGUUUAUUUACUCUUCCUCCUAGAAUUAGCAGUGGCUCAAUACCAGGCUUCACUGCUGAGAAAUUUAAAGAGGAUAAUGAACUGUGGAAGGAAAGAGUAGCACACUACAAACGAAUUAUUAGUCCCCUACCCACUGGACAAUAUCGGAAUAUUAUGGACAUGAAUGCUUACCUUGGGGGAUUUGCAGCAGCCGUUUCAAAGUAUCCAGUGUGGGUCAUGAAUGUGGUCCCUGCAAAUUCAGAUCAUAACACUCUAGGAGUUAUUUAUGACCGAGGUUUAAUUGGUACGUACCAGGACUGGUGUGAGGCAUUCUCAACAUAUCCAAGGACGUAUGAUCUCAUCCAUGCUAGUGGCUUGUUUAGUAUAUAUCAGGACAGGUGCGACAUCACUUACAUCUUACUGGAGAUGGAUCGGAUUCUGAGGCCAGAAGGGACAGUAAUAUUUAGGGACACAGUGGACCUGCUUGUGAAGAUUAAGAGUAUAAUAGAUGGAAUGAGAUGGAAGAGUCAGAUCAUGGACCAUGAAAGCGGACCCUUCAAUCCAGAGAAAAUCCUUGUUGCUGUCAAAACAUACUGGACUGGUGAAGCAACCCAAAAGCAACGCUAGUAGAGAUUUAUGCUCUCUCUCUCUCUCUCUCUCUCUCUCUCACUUUUGCACUUUCUUUGUUUCAUUUUUCAUCUUGGGAAAUGGUCGAAGUCACUCAGAUUCCAUCCAAGAUGGUUUUUCCUUUUCAAAGAGUAAAAGGUUAGGUUUAAUUAAAAUGAUUAUGUAUUUUAUUUACUGUAAAAGUAAGCAUUUUACUCCAAAUCUUUGUCACUGUCAUUGGCUUGAUGCUAGUAGGAUUAGCCGAACAGAAAUGCUCAGUGCUUACUGUGUGCAUUAACUGAAAAGCAAGCUCUCGUCUCUGCAGUUGUAAUGAUCAUGUAUAAAUUGCAAGAUGAUAAGGUAUAAUAUGGUCGGGAUAGAAAACAAACCUGUCUUCUUCAAUAGCAGAUAGCAAGGCAUCACAACUGCUAGAACGGUGUGCUUUUGAAAUUUUCAUUGCAGCAUAUUUUUAGAUCUGCAGUACUAAUGGUGGUUGAAUUCGGACGUUAGUUAGACUUUCCAACUUCCAUGGUGCAGUUUCGGAUAUGUAAUUUUUUGU
Messenger RNA from Durio zibethinus, 3316 nucleotides. RefSeq names its product putative methyltransferase PMT18. Gene Ontology annotation, molecular function: methyltransferase activity. Lineage: Eukaryota; Viridiplantae; Streptophyta; Magnoliopsida; Malvales; Malvaceae. Gene Ontology annotation, cellular component: trans-Golgi network; endosome; cytoplasm. The record is from RefSeq and is a predicted model, not a curated record.